GGCUGGGAGAUAGCGGUGCAUGGCUGGGAGAUAGCGGUGCAUGGGCUGGGAGAUAGCGCUGCAUGGCUGGGAAAUAGCGGUGCAUGGCUGGGAGAUGGGGCGUGGUACAGUGUAGUGCCCCCCGAAGCCCUGAAACACUGGCGCGUCGCGCACCUUCCACCACUGUACUGUUGUGCAGAUCGAUCAUCACUUUUUCGCUUGGCGUUGAGCACUCCCCAACGCUCACGACACAGGAACCCCCGUUCCUCUUUCUCUUUUCCUCCACGAAAACACCAUCUCAACAAAAUCCACCUUCGACGAUCACUUGUGAUAUACCUGGGGAAUACAGAGAGACUGCAGUCAAGGGGAGAGAAUUGUGACGACAUAAAGGACCGGUCUAGCGUUUGUGAGCUGCUGUGCGGCUGGUGACGCGGACGGACCCAGGGGGACAGAAAGACGAAGAUGUUGACUUUUCGAAGAGCUGUCGCAGCGGCGGCGCUCAUACUCACAAUCCUCUACCUCUUCACACAUACACACAGCGAUACCUCGCUAUUGCCCUUAAGCUCUGCCGCAGCAGAAAAGCAGCACGGCACCGAACACGCCUCGACAACCGCCUCACACCCCAAAGACGACAUCUCGAAACCCUCGCAGGCCUCUUCCAACUCCAAGAAACCCUCCAGCCAGCGCCCCCUCGUCGACCCCUCGACGCUCUCCCUCCCAGACAAGCUUGCCUACCACUUCCCCUACGACCUCCCCACCAAAUUCCCCGCCUACAUCUGGCAGACCUGGAAGCACACCCCCGCGUCGGGCAACUUCGCUGAGACGCUCCGCCCCGCCGAGGCCUCCUGGUCCGAGAAGCACCCCGGCUUUGUCCACGAAGUCGUCACCGACGCCGUCGCGCUGCACCUGCUGCGCUACCUCUACGCCGCCCUCCCUGAGGUCCUGCAGGCCUACGAGGCACUCCCCCUCCCCAUCCUCAAGGCGGAUUUCUUCCGCUACCUCAUCCUACUCGCGCGCGGCGGCAUCUACACCGAUAUCGACACGCACGCGUUGCGCUCGGCGCUCGACUGGAUCCCGGCGUCUGUCCCGCACGAGGCGGUCGGGCUCGUCGUAGGCAUUGAAGUCGACGCCACUGAUCGCGAGGACUGGGCGGAGUGGUACAGCCGGCGCAUUCAGCUGUGUCAAUGGACCAUCCAGGCGAAACCAGGACACCCUGUGCUGCGCAGCAUCGUGGCGCGCAUCACGGCCGAGACGCUGCGGAGGCAGAAGGCGGGCGCGCUGCACGUCAGCGACGAUAAGGUGGUGGAGUUUACGGGGCCGGCGGUGUGGACGGAUGCGGUGUUUGAUUUCUUCAAUGACGAGAAGUACUUUGAGGGCGUGAGGAAUAUCACCUGGCGCGACUUUACGGGGAUGAAGGGCCCGAAGAAGGUUGGUGAUGUGGUGGUGCUGCCGAUUACGAGUUUUAGCCCUGGGGUGCAGACGAUGGGGAGUGGAGAGUAUGAUGAUCCGAUGGCGUAUGUCAAGCAUGAGUUUGAGGGAUCAUGGAAACCAGAGAACCUACGCCAUAUCGGCAUCGUCUACGACGGCACGGAGAACGAACAAAUCGAAGCACAACAGAAGACGCAGCAAGAAGCACAAGCCCAAAAACAGGCGUAAAUGGUUGGCUUUCUCGCUAUCACAUUCGUUUCGCUUUUCGCCUCAAAAACAUCCAAACAAAAGAAUCUGUAAUAAUCCCGCCUUACUGACGCCAUGACACAUGCUGUUGUAUAUUAUACUUUCGUUUUCAGAGUGGGGUGGGUGGCUGGGUGCAUCAAGUGGCGUUGUUUUUACAAAAUUUCCUUGCAUCCAUUGAAGGGGUCGGCCCUGUACGAAUACAGCGUUGGCGGUGAGGAAUGUAAGAAGUCGAAGAGCAUAGGAGAAAGGAUUACAACAUGCGCGAUUCGUUUGCAAGAGAGUGCAGCUCGCACACGUUUGGCGUUUCGUUUUCACUCUUCCAGGGGCAGGCGAAUAAAAAAGCCACUUCGCUAAAUCCCGAAGACAAACGGGGGAGCUACAACUGCAUGCGGGUAUGAUGGUUUGCGCAGGGUAGUGAACGAGGGGUUUAGGGGCUGGGGGGCGGUUUGUCAGGUUCCAUUUCAAGAGCUGAAUAGGAGCUGUGGCAAUGUACUGUACUGUAUGUUGUAUGGCUUAAUAGAUGAAUUUUUC
This is a messenger RNA of Pseudogymnoascus destructans, 2184 nucleotides long. RefSeq names its product membrane-bound alpha-1,6- mannosyltransferase Initiation-specific (gene OCH1). The coding region runs from base 442 to 1635 and encodes 397 amino acids. Gene Ontology annotation, cellular component: mannan polymerase complex. Gene Ontology annotation, biological process: protein N-linked glycosylation. Gene Ontology annotation, molecular function: alpha-1,6-mannosyltransferase activity. The transcript is spliced from 2 exons. NCBI's taxonomy places the organism in Eukaryota, Fungi, Ascomycota, Leotiomycetes, Thelebolales, Thelebolaceae. The record is from RefSeq and is a predicted model, not a curated record.